AUGGCCUUGAAGUACGUGGUGCCUUUGGCCUCGACAGCAGUCGCUCAGAUCGUCAAUGGAGUCAACCUGACAUGUCCCGACUAUUCCGUGUACUCCACAGAACAGCAUGGCCCAUUCUCGGGCGGUAGAUUCAACCUCUCCUACCAGCGACCAGUACCACGAUGUCGCACAUUCAACUCCUCGGUGGUCGAACAGAAAAUCGAGGAAAUAUCGCUGAAGAUCUCAGACCCGGACUUGAGCAGACUCUUUCUGAACUCCUACCCCAACACCUUGGACACUGCUGUGAAGUGGAAGGGCUAUGCCAAUGGAUCGCAAGAUGAAGAGCUGACAUUCUUGAUCACUGGCGACAUCAACGCCAUGUGGCUGCGCGACUCGGCCAACCAAAUGCAGUCCUACCUACCACUUUUGGAACCAUCUUCGGAGCAGAACUCAUUGGCAUCAUUGUAUCGUGGUGUCAUCAACUUGCAAGCUCGCUACUUGCUCAUCGACCCAUAUUGCAACUCCUUCCAACCACCGACAGAAUCUGGAAUAGCACCAUCCGAAAACCCUUCAGCGAGCGACGAUAUGGUGACGCCAAGGUAUGACAACGCUUCAGUCUUUGAAUGCAAGUACGAGCUCGACUCGCUCGCAGCCUUCCUCGAGAUCUCGCACGACUACUACAACGCUACCCAAGACAUCGACUUCUUCAGGCGCUACAGUUGGGUGAAGGGAGUGGAAGCAGUAUUGAAAGUUGCAGAAGAGAUGAUGCUACCCACAUACGAGCCGGAUGGAAGAGUUGCGAACAUCACAUACACAUUCACGAGAAUGACGGACAGGUCGACGGAGACGCAGGCCAACGAUGGUUUGGGCAACCCUCUUAACAAUGGCACUGGCUUGGUACGAUCCUUCUUCAGGCCAAGCGACGAUGCUACCAUCUACCAAGGCUUCAUCCCAGCCAACAUGAUGUUCUCGAGGUUCCUUGGAUCUACUGCCGACAUCAUGGCUCAAAUCGAUGGGCAGGACGCGCUCGUGACCAAAAUGCGAGACAUGGCAUCGUGCUUGAGGGAAGCCAUCACCAAGUGGGGGAUCGUACACCUUCCUGGCCACGGUCAGGUAUACGCUUUCGAAGUCGAUGGCUACUUCUCGCAGAACAUCAUGGAUGAUGCGAACAUACCGUCCUUGCUGUCGGCGCCUUUUAUUGGCUAUCUGGAUGUGAACGACGAAGUGUAUCAGAACACUAGGAAGCUGCUACUUACUCCCGCCAACCCCUACUUCUUCACUGGACCAGUCAUCAGCUCAAUUGGCGGCCCACACCAAGGACCAGGAAUGGCGUGGCCUAUGGCAUCGAUCGUUCGUAUAGCCACGACCAGUGACGAUCAAGAGAUCACCCAACAGCUACAGGAGAUUGUCAGCAGUACUGAUGGCUUAGGUUUGAUCCACGAGUCCAUCAACAGUUUCAAUGUUAGCGAUUGGACCCGUCAAUGGUUCUCUUGGGCGAAUGGACUUUUCGGGCAGAUUAUUCUUGAUCUUGACGACCGAAAGCCAGAUAUUCUCAAACAGAGCUUUCAAGGCUAG
This is a messenger RNA of Fulvia fulva, 1554 nucleotides long. RefSeq lists its product as uncharacterized. The transcript has 2 exons. Gene Ontology annotation, biological process: carbohydrate metabolic process. The coding region runs from base 1 to 1554 and encodes 517 amino acids. The record is from RefSeq and is a predicted model, not a curated record. NCBI's taxonomy places the organism in Eukaryota, Fungi, Ascomycota, Dothideomycetes, Mycosphaerellales, Mycosphaerellaceae.